Teleopsis dalmanni is the source of this 2228-nucleotide messenger RNA. RefSeq names its product integrator complex subunit 11 (gene IntS11). The record is from RefSeq and is a predicted model, not a curated record. The transcript has 2 exons. NCBI's taxonomy places the organism in Eukaryota, Metazoa, Arthropoda, Insecta, Diptera, Diopsidae. Bases 167 to 1960 code for a protein of 597 amino acids. Gene Ontology annotation, biological process: snRNA processing. Gene Ontology annotation, cellular component: nucleus.
AUGCGUUAGGUUUUACUAGUUGUAUUGUGUGAUUCAGGCAUCAUUAGUGAUAUUAUCAAAUUUAUUGAUAGUGAGAUUAAUAUGUACUGAUCUAAGUAAAUAAAAAUAAAAUAAUUCACUGUGUUAUAAAAAAAAAUUGUUGCUUGUUAAGUGAUAUCAAAGCAAAAUGCCAGAAAUUAAAAUAACACCGCUUGGAGCUGGCCAAGAUGUUGGCCGCAGCUGCAUAUUACUUUCUAUGGGCAAUAAAAAUAUUAUGUUGGAUUGUGGCAUGCAUAUGGGAUUUAACGACGAGCGGCGCUUCCCUGAUUUUUCAUAUAUUAUGCCAGAUGCACUGCUCACUAGCUAUAUUGACUGCGUUAUUAUAUCACAUUUUCAUUUAGAUCAUUGCGGUGCACUGCCUUAUAUGUCUGAAGUAAUUGGUUACAAUGGACCAAUUUACAUGACACAUCCAACGAAGGCAAUAGCGCCUAUACUGCUAGAAGAUAUGCGUAAAGUGGCAGUAGAACGUAAGGGCGAAUCGAAUUUCUUUACGACACAGAAUAUAAAAGACUGCAUGAAAAAAGUUAUUCCUGUCACAUUGCACCAAAGUGUAAUGGUUGAUAAUGAUUUGGAAAUAAAAGCCUAUUAUGCAGGCCACGUUUUGGGUGCUGCUAUGUUUUGGAUACGUGUGGGUUCUCAAUCAGUAGUUUAUACAGGCGAUUAUAAUAUGACUCCAGAUCGACAUUUGGGCGCUGCAUGGAUUGAUAAAUGUCGCCCAGAUUUACUUAUAACCGAAAGCACUUAUGCUACAACCAUUCGUGAUUCCAAGCGUUGUCGUGAACGUGAUUUUUUGAAGAAGGUGCAUGAGUGUGUCAAUAAAGGCGGUAAAGUAUUGAUACCAGUGUUUGCGUUGGGACGUGCCCAGGAAUUAUGCAUAUUGCUAGAAACAUAUUGGGAACGCAUGAACUUAAAAAUUCCAAUUUACUUUGCUUUGGGUCUAACAGAAAAAGCGAAUACAUAUUAUAAAAUGUUUAUUACUUGGACAAACCAGAAAAUACGAAAAACUUUUGUACAGCGCAAUAUGUUUGAUUUUAAACAUAUAAAGCCUUUUGAUAAAGCGUACACCGAUAACCCAGGUGCAAUGGUUGUGUUUGCCACACCAGGAAUGUUGCACGCGGGUCUGUCACUACAAAUUUUUAAGAAGUGGGCACCGAAUGAAAAUAACAUGGUCGUAAUGCCAGGCUAUUGUGUGCAGGGUACGGUUGGUAACAAAAUAUUAAGUGGUGUCAAAAGAAUCGAGUUCGAAAACCGACAAAUUGUCGAUGUCAAAAUGGCUGUGGAAUACAUGAGCUUUUCGGCGCAUGCUGAUGCAAAAGGUAUAAUGCAACUUAUACAAAAUUGUGAACCAAAAAAUGUGAUGCUUGUGCAUGGUGAGUCCGAUAAAAUGGAGUUUUUGCGCCAUAAAAUUAUGGAAGAAUUUAAAAUUGAAACAUAUAUGCCAAGCAAUGGCGAAACUUGUGUUAUAACUACUCCAUUACGUAUACCUUGUGAUGCGUCCGUUGCAUUACUCAAAAGUGAAAAUCGUAAGUACAAUGCACAGCCGCCAGAUCCAAAACGAAGACGUUUAAUUCAUGGUGUGCUUGUUAUCAAAGAUAAUCGAAUUAUGUUGCAAAGUUUGACUGAAGCACUAAAGGAGGUUGGAAUAAAUCGACAUGUAAUGCGUUUCACAUCAAAAGUGAAAAUUGAUUAUUCAAAUCCAAUUAUUAAACUUCAACAAAGCCUCUAUGAAAUGCUGCAGGAAAAGAUGGUUGGCUGGGAAGUAAAAGUAAACGAGACUGGCAAUGUGUGUAUCGAAACUGUGAGUUUAAAAGUUGAGGAAGAUGAAAAAGAUACUCAACACAAAACAAUUACGGUUAAUUGGACAAAUGAAGACGAAGACAUCGGUGCUUACAUUCUUAAUUUACUGCAAAAUACUUUCUAAAAUUAAGAGACAUUUCUCUGUCCAAAUGACUACUGAUUGAGGUAUGGCGAACAAAAUAUAGCGAUCGUGUAUGAGAAGAUUUAGUAUAAACACUAUACUUGUACGGAUUAUACAUUAUAUCUUAAGGAUAUCCAACAAUUAUGUUGUAAUAAAUCUAACUUAAAAAAUAUAAGAUUCAUAAUUACGCAUCUGUAUUUUGUAUUGGAACCAUAAAAUAAAAAAAAAUUAUAACAAUGUGAAACUAAACCAAUUUUUUUUACUUAAUAAU